Messenger RNA from Aureobasidium uvarum, 384 nucleotides. The record is from the annotation of a GenBank genome assembly. NCBI's taxonomy places the organism in Eukaryota, Fungi, Ascomycota, Dothideomycetes, Dothideales, Saccotheciaceae.
AUGUCACUCGCCCACCAUCAACCCAAGUACGAAAGAGCUGAAGCCAUCAUCGGAUAUCGUCCUCAGAAGUUCGAGAAAGGUUACCUUUGGGAAGCCCUUCAAGUAGCCGGCUCCGGUCAGAACCGUAUCGGCGGUCGUCUUGUAUACGAUGGUAACAAGAGACUUGCUAUCCUUGGCGACACUGCGAUGGCACUCGCAAUCGCGGGACCUUGGUAUGAGCGAGAUGACACUCUAGCUUCUACCAAGCUUGCUGCCAAUCUGAUUGAGGCAGUCGUCGGCGCUGUCUGGCUCGAUUCAGAUGAGAGCAUCGCCGCUGUCAGACAAGUCAUGGAGGCUCUCGGCUUCUUCGCAAUGGUAAUAUUCAUCUCCUUCCCCCAUAUCUAA